AGUAAUGUAUUAAGUAAUGAAAAUGGAAUAUUUAAUAGUAUAUUUAUUUAUUUCAUUGUACACUUAUUUAUUUAAUUUACAUUCACAUUUAUUUCAUGAUGAAUUUAUGUAAUUUUGUCCCUUUCAUAUCAUAUCAUGAUUCUGAAAAUCAUCUGGAAACCCCCCACUUGGUGUCUUGCGACUCUCUGGGGGGUCUCAACCCCCACUUUGGAACCCCUGCUCUGAAUCAUUGUAGAUCUGAACGAAAUAAAGGGCUUUUGCACAUUAUUAAAAGAAAAGUAUACAGUUUCUUGAGUUUGGGAAGCGAUUUCUUUUCAUUAGCUGAGAAAAAAAAAAUCAGACAAAUAAUGUAAGUUGUACUUCAAAUUUUCCAUUUCAAGAAAAUUCUUAUUUGUCAGUGAAAAUAUUUUAAAAGUCUAUCAGCAUCAACAACCUAUACAGGCGAGCAGAAUGGGUACCAUUCUUCAAUUGCAGUCAGGGGCCGGACAAAAUCAUUCCAAGGGCCACAAAUGGUCCCUCAGCCACACUUUGGAUACCCUUGUUUUACAUGUAUUGACAGGCAUCUUAAAGAACAUAUUGUUACAGCCUUAUAGUCAUAAACAUUGCAUUUUGACAAUUGAUUGAGCACAGAUGGUUUCUUUACACUACACUCUCAUCACUAAAAUCGUAAUUAACUUUUCAUGUUGCUCAGUGUAAGUUUAGAAUCCAGGGACCUCAAAAAAUAACAUUUAAGCCCAAAUUAAAAAGCAUGGCAAAGAAAUGUGUAAGGAGAAGUUUUAAAUUCUUUGGAUAACUGCUCAUAUUUUGAUUUAAAUACGGUUUUCUGAUACUCUCACAGUAAUAGGAAUUUAUUUUUAUUUAAUAACCACUGCAGGCCUUUGAUGUAUGUGGGUGGGACUAAUUGUUGCCAGGAAACAAGAACUGACCAUCUAUUCUAUGACAUCAUUGCUUGUGUUCCUCCAUGACAUCAUCACCAGUGACUUUGAUGACCUUAAAAUCUACAGGCAUCAAGUGAUUCCAGUUCUCGUGAACCCUUGUAGCGAAUGCGUCUCUUGAGUGACUUCCUUGCGUCUAGAGAAACACUGUUUUUCAAAGAGUGAAGACAAAUCAGUCCAGUCAUCAUUCAAAGAAGCUUUGUGUUGAAAACUAAGCUUUGUGCUCAAAACCUACCAACAGAUCUUUUAUCUAUGGAGUCUGUCAGCAGAUAUUCAGCUGUGGAAGCUACCUGCCGUCAGCUAGAAACACUGGAAUUUAUCAACUCCUCAAUCCGUGAUAACAAAUCUGGUGAGUUGAACUCUGUGCCCUUAUAUACCUUUGAAGAUUUUCCUCUGCUGAACAGAGAAGAGUCCAAGAACCAAAAAGAGUCGAGCCAAAACAGCAACAUUUCGACCAAAUCUAAAGCAGAGAAAACCAGCAAAGUUACAUUUGGUCUGAUAAUGGAAAAAACUCCUGGAAAUCCAUCUUCUGCUCAGCCGGACAAAGGCCAAGACCAGCUUGAAAACGCAGCUAGAGUCCCAGUCAGACCCUCUUGGAGUGACGUUUGUGCUCCAAAGACUGUGGUAACCCCAUCACAGGCAGCUCCAGCCCCUGAUCAGAGGCCAGCGUCUCCCCCAAAGCCUGAAGACGCAAAAACACAUCCAAUUUUAAAACUUCUUCAAAGUAAGAACGCUGUUGAAGGAGGCAGUGCUGAUAAAAACACCAGAGCUACUGUCUUGGUGUCAGAGUUGGAGUUUCAUGCGGCCUUAAGCUCCAAAGAAGGGAAGAUCUCAGCACUUGAACAAAGAAAUGCCACAUUAUCAGAAAAUAUGAAUAUUCUCGUCGCACAGCUUCAGCAAAUGGAGUUAGUGCGCCAACAUGCCAACGAGACGGUGAGGCAGCUCAAGUUUGAGUUAGCUGAUGAAAGAAAUAAGGUGCAGGGAGCUGCAAUCUUCUUGCAACAAUUAGCUAGAGAAGGUGCAUCGGUCCACAAACAUGAGAACGACCAGGAGAAAAAGGCUUUGAGAGAUGAAGUGAUGAAGUUGACACAGAUAAUAGAAAAGCUGCAAACUGAGCAUGAAACUGAGGUUGCUGUUCUGUAUGAUGAGCGGAUUAAGACAAACAAAGACCGUCGAGAUGCCAUCAGAAGGGCCGACCAGCUGAAAGUAUCUCUGAUCUCAGAGAAGAACAAAACAGCAGAGACUGAGAUCUGUUUAGCCAAGCAGAUGGAAGAAACAUCUAAACUUCAAGCUGCUCUGGUCAAAAUGGAGAAAGAUUUGGAGGAACAAAGACAGCAGUGGGAGCAGGAAAAGGUCCGUCUCCUUACUAGUAACCAAGAAACAUCUGAGGUGGAAAAGCUGAAAUACCGUUUGGAGUCACAGAUGGUUGAGCAUGAAGAUGAGGUUGCUGUUUUGUAUAAUGAGCUGAUCAAAAGGAACGAGGACCGUCGAGAUGCCAUCAGAAAGGCCAACCAGCUGAAAGAAAACCUGGUUGAAGAGAAAAACAGAACAAAAGAGGCUGAGGACAGCUUAGUCCAGCAAAAGGAGGAAGCCUAUAACCUACAGGUUACUCUGGUCCAAAUGGAGAAAGUUUUGGAGGAACAGCGACAGCAGUGGGAGCAGGAAAAAUCUCAUCAUCUAAGAACCAACCAACAGGAAAGAGAUGAGGGGGAGCAGCUGAAACAGCAGUUAGAGUUACAGAAAGCUGAGGCAGAACAGGAGAUUGCUGCUCUGCAUUUGGAGCAGGAGAAUAAAAACCAAUACCAUCAAGAUGCUGCAAGAAAAGUUAUGGAACUGGAAAUGACUCUGGUUGCUGAGAAGACCAGAACAAAGGAGGCUGAGAUCUGUUUAGCUGAACAAGGGCAGGAAACCUGGAAAAUAAAGGCUGCCUUGGUCAAAAUGGAACAAGACAUGGAGAACCAAAAACUGCUCUGGGCCCAGGAAAAAUCCAGUCUUCUGGAAGAGCAGCAGAAAACUGUCAGAAAUGUGGAAGCAGCUAUGAAAGAGGCUCUGGAGGUUCUGCAUAAAGAAAGAAAACAGUGGGAAACAGAGAAGUCCUGCCUUCUAGAGACAAUUGCAACAACAAAGGAGUCUCUGAAAGAGAUGGAGGUGGAGAGAAAAACCUCAACAGAGAGUCUGACGGAGAAACUGAAAGAUCUGCAGCAGGAGAUGGACACAUUACAAGAAAAAAAACUUAAAAAGAAAUCUUCCAGGAAAAGCAUCUUCAGUGUCUUUAAAAGCUCUAAAAAGGAUCCAUCUCAGUCAGAAACUACCACUGCUAAACCUCCUGAAACCCUCCAACCAAACCAAACUGACAAAAACACUUCCUGAACCCUCUUUUCCCCAAUUAGACCAUAAACUUUAUCCUUAACUUUCAACUGUCUACCUUGAACCCUGAACUUCCCAAACCUAAAUACAGACAGUUUUCAACUAUUUUCCCUGGACCCUUUCCUCCUGGAACCUUUUAAUUUAGCCUGACCAUUUCCACUGGGUGAGAGAGGACUUAGUGACAUUCAUAGAUCAGUCAUUGCCUGAGAGACGUUUCCUAAAGCAGAAUGAACCACAAACCCACAGCAGCAGUGAAAUCUAUGGUCCAUGAAGUGGUUGUGGAUUUUAUUUGUGCCUCAGAACACUAUGACUUUAAAUGACUAAUUUAUCCUCUCUUUCCCACUGAAGACUGUAAGGAGAUGUCAUUCAUUCCAACAAUUCAAAAUGCCUGGCACUCUCCCUCCACAAAACUCUAUUUAAAUGCUUUUUUGUAAAUGAAAAAGUUCUGCCUCCCUAUCAGGGCCUUUUUCUGGGGUAGAUUUUGACCCUGAUAAUUUAUUUUCACCCUGGUAAAAAGAGUGGAGCUGCACGGUGGCACGGUUCUCAGGAGAUCUUUCUGCAUGGAGUUUGUAUGUUCUCACCGUGCAGCUGUGGGUUCUCUCCGGGUACUCCGGCUUCCUCCCACUAUUAAAAUAAUAUGCCUUUUAGAUAAUUUGUCUCUGUAAACUGCCCUUAGGGAAUGACUGUGACCAUGCAUGGUUCUUUGUCUUGUGUCUCUGUGUCAUCCUAUGAUUGACUGUCAACCCUAUAAUUAUUACUUAACCUUUUAAUCUUCACCUACCCACAAUUUCUUUGUUUUUGUUUUUACUAUAUUCAUAAAAAGAAAAUAAAUAAUAAAAA
This is a messenger RNA of Girardinichthys multiradiatus, 4142 nucleotides long. RefSeq names its product golgin subfamily A member 6-like protein 22. The record is from RefSeq and is a predicted model, not a curated record. Lineage: Eukaryota; Metazoa; Chordata; Actinopteri; Cyprinodontiformes; Goodeidae. Bases 1188 to 3305 code for a protein of 705 amino acids. The transcript has a single exon.